Molecule: messenger RNA, 558 nt
Organism: Haliotis rubra (blacklip abalone)
Lineage: Eukaryota; Metazoa; Mollusca; Gastropoda; Lepetellida; Haliotidae
Product: vegetative cell wall protein gp1-like
Exons: 1
Coding region: 1-558 (185 amino acids)
Source: RefSeq, a predicted model, not a curated record
AUGCACCCGUCCAUAGCUGGCCCCACCCCGCCUAAUGCACACCCGUCCAUAGCUGGCCCCACCCCGCCUAAUGCACACCCGUCCAUAGCUGGCUCCACCCCGCCUAAUGCACACCCGUCCAUAGCUGGCCCCACCCCGCCUAAUGCACACCCGUCCAUAGCUGGCCCCACCCCGCCUAAUGCACACCCGUCAAUAGCUGGCCCCACCCCGCCUAAUGCACACCCGUCCAUAGCUGGCCCCACCCCGCCUAAUGCACACCCGUCCAUAGCUGGCCCCACCCCGCGUAAUGCACACCCGUCCAUAGCUGGCCCCACCUCGCCUAAUGCACACCCGUCCAUAGCUGGUUCCACCCCGUCUUAUGCACACCCGUUCAUAACUGGCCCCACCCCGACUAAUGCACACCCGUUCAUAACUGGCCCCUCCUGCCUAAAGUACACCUGUUUAUAUCUGACCCCUCCCACUCUUGAUUUGAGCGACACUGGCUCGCAUUUUAUGACCCAACUGGCCAACCUGCUGUGCCACCUGAUAUGGCGUGGUAUGACUCUGACAGCCUUGUAA